UCUGAACCUUGUGCUAUCUUCCCUCCACUCCCCCGCUGCCUCCCUCCAACCACCACCAAGCAGACCUUAUCAUGGCCGUUCCCGUGCCCCUUUCACCGCCAGCACAGCCGCGUCCACUGUCCUCGACUUCCCUCUUUAAGAUUCAUCAACCACUUGCUCUCACUUCUUCUUUCUCUCUCUUUCCCACAUUUUCUUGCCCGCCAAAAAGACUAUCUUUAUCGCCCGCCAGCUCAUCGCAGUACCGCACUACCAUCAAAGCAGCAAGAACAACUGCAGCUAACGAAUCGGAUCCCAAGCUCGGUGUCUCACUUUACAAGCCUAAAUCUUACGAAGUGCUCGUCACUGAUGCUGCCAAUUCUCUGUUCUGUGCUCUUAAUGAUGGCAAGACCCGCCUCGAAAUCGAAUUCCCUCCCUUGCCUAGCAACAUGUCUUCUUAUAAGGGAUCAUCAGAUGAGUUCAGUGAUGCCAAUAUUCAACUGGCUUUGGCAGUUGUAAAGAAACUUCAGGAGAGAACUGAAACAAGAGCUUGCAUUGUGUUCCCAGAUAAGCCAGAAAAGCGAAGGGCCACAGAACUCUUCAAAGCUGCCUUUGACUCAAUUGAAGGAUUAACCAUUGGAUCCUUGGAUGAUAUUCCUGCUGGUCCUAUUACCACAUUUCUUAGAUCUGUACGGAACACCUUGGAUUUCGAUUUUGAGGAUGAGAAUGAAGGUCGUUGGAAGUCUGACAAGCCACCAUCAAUCUAUAUAUUUAUUAGUUCUAGCACACGUGAUCUCUCAGUGAUAGAGAAGUAUGUGGAAAAAUUUGCCACCUCCACUCCUACCCUUCUUUUCAAUCUGGAGCUUGACACAUUGCGUGCUGACCUUGGUCUUCUUGGCUUUCCAACGAAAGAUUUACAUUACAGAUUCCUCUCUCAGUUUACUCCAGUUUUUUACAUUCGAACAAGAGAAUACUCAAAGACAAUUGCAGUGGCACCUUAUGUAGUGAAUUAUAGUGGAGCAUUGUUUCGUCAAUACCCUGGGCCUUGGCAGGUUAUGUUGAAACAAACAGAUGGUUCUUUUGCUUGUGUUGCUGAGAGUACAACUCGCUUCGCCCUUGGUGAAGCCAAGGAAGAACUGUUGAGGGUCCUUGGACUGCAGGAGGAAGAAGGAAGCUCACUUGAAUUUCUUCGAAGAGGCUACAAGACUAUCACUUGGUGGGAAGAAAAUAUUGAUCUGGAACAGUCUGCUGCUUGGCGGAGCUGAACAGUAGCAAUGGCAAUGAGACAACUUUCACAGGGGAGAGGAAAUUGAAGAAUGAGAGAAACGAGUUCACUACAUGGGUUGGGUGUUUGUAGUGGGAACCAAUAUGUAUAAAGGAAACUCAGUUAAUAGAUUAAGUUACACAUUCACCUUCAUACCGUUCCCCUUCCUACAACUCAGCAGAAAUUGUCUGCUUGCUUUACAAAUGUAUCGCAGUUGCUUUGAAACUGCAGAAAUGGAAAGUCUUUUUUUUUUAAAGUAGUGGAUUAUUAAGUUCAUUCGUAGAGGCUUCCAAAGUUUAUAAUCUCCAAGGAGCCCUAGCGAUGAGAGAUCAGAUUGUCAAGACUGAUUUUAUGCUUUAUUUCUGUUCUUGAUUUUGUUUUCUGGCAAUAUUCAAAAAGAAAAUUGCAAUUGAGACUUGA
Molecule: messenger RNA, 1660 nt
Organism: Coffea eugenioides
Lineage: Eukaryota; Viridiplantae; Streptophyta; Magnoliopsida; Gentianales; Rubiaceae
Product: protein LOW PSII ACCUMULATION 3, chloroplastic
Exons: 12
Coding region: 72-1241 (389 amino acids)
Source: RefSeq, a predicted model, not a curated record